CAAAUCUAUAAAGUCUUUUGUUAUUCGUUGUGCAAAUCUCGUAAGCGGUAUUUGCACCGUUUAAAUCGCAUGAAAUGCGAAAUGUUUUGUUGAUGAAAGCGUCCCUCGUCAAGUAAUCGUCAUCUGCAUCGUGAUUCGUACGAUUUGAGGUACGCUGACACCUGGUAUGCCUCGACUUUGGUGAACACUUUGGUGGGGUCUCGGGAGCCUCGUCGAGACGCGCGAAACUGGAGACUUCAGUUGUCACUGCGACGCCAGUGGAACAACAUUGUGUUGUGUAAUUUUUUCUCUAGGAAUCUAAAUUGUUAAGUUAUUCAUACUGCUACUCACGCGUUGUUAGUUCCAUAAAAAACGAUGUUUUUGUGUAAAAAUAGAAUUUUAAUAAAUUACCAUCGGACUAGAUUCAACAAGUGUUCUCCAUUCAAGUGCUUCGGACAAUUUUUAAGUAAAAAACCUUUUCAUCCUCGGUAAACUUGCUUUUCUAUGUGGUCAAUGCUACAAAACACUUUAAUGCAAAUAUCUGACUAAUCUAAAAUGAAAGUGUAUUUGAAUAUUUCCAUUCUUUCUAUUUUUUAAUUAUAUUUUAUUUAUAUUUAUCAUUGCUUAAUAAUUUUUUCCUAUGUAAAAUUGAAUUAAUGGUGAGAAAUAAUAAUCAGUGUUAAAUUAUGUAACCGGACAUUCAGUGAAUACCAAUUGUACAUUUUAUCUAAAUUUGACUGGUCAAGGAGUCACACGUGCCGAGUAGUAAAUCCUGCAAGGAUCGAUAGCUGUGGUAUGGGAAGGAAAUCAGUGGACAUUUACUGUUCGCCACAAUCCUAGCCGUAACCCGAACACCGGUCCGAGCAUAGGUAGGUCACAUCAUUGUACACAGUCCCAACGCGCCACGGUUUCAUUGCGUUGCGUACCAUAUUGCGCAACACCGGUCGGUAUCUAUUAACUUCAGAUCUGGUAUCGUGAAAGUAAAGCGCCGCUCACAGUCGCCUAAUAGAAGUUCCAGACGUUUACGGGGUGACGGAUAGCGGGCGCACGUGACUGGUCACGUGGAUAGAACAUCAGAGAAAUCGAGGAACGCUGAUCGUGAUGAUUCUUCGACUGUUUUCCUUCGUUUAAACCCAGAUAGAGAAUUCGACGCGUGACUUAGAUACAUCAAAAGAGAUUAACAGAAAUUUCUCUUUGAUCCAUCGUCUGCAAAUCAGCCGUUGUGAUUCAUACAAUGAUCGGGUAAGGUGCAGGUGUGUUUGCGGGAAGUGGAAGAUUUGCGGUUUGAAGAUCAAGGAGGUGUAAUUUCUCUGCCCGUCGCAAGGGGAAACCUUGAUAUGAGCUGACACGACCGUUCAGUUGGAAAAAACAUAGGUAUCUUUGACGAGGUCACGAAGAAAAUCUUAUCACGCUUUAUCGUAACUUCACAGCCGCCGGAAGUAGUAAGAAGAGGAAGAACCGCAGGAUGCCUGGGGAAGUGCGCGCGCAGCCCUUAGACCCAACUACGUACGGUGGUAGCAUAAUGCAGCCCGACGAGGAGAUUCAGUACGCGCCAAGGAGUCGUCCUGUAAGCUUUUACGAUAAUUUUAAGGACGUGCCAAUGGUGACAACUUGCGUGACUUCCGCUCUAAGCGCCGACAAUUUGAAUCAGGUUCGUGACAACGGUAUUAGCUCGUCGAUGGCCACGGCCAAUAACAACAAUAACAACAAUCGAGUGAGUAGCGCAGUCAGUGCUGGUAACGUGUCAAAGAUCCAGAACGUCAAGGUCACCGGUGCAGUAUCGACAGGGAACAUUGGGAAAAUCUAUCGGUUGGAAAAGGAAAAAGAGUUGGGUCGCGCCCCUUCAAUGGCCAAUUGUUUGUCAACCACGGUUCCCGUUAACCUGGCAGCCGCUCAAAUUGCAGGUCGGCACACGCCCACAAGAAAUUCCCUCAGGCACAGCAGGAUGAUCGUAUUGCAUCGCAGCGGUCAUCGACCUCAAAAAUUCCUACCGCCGUUGGUUUAUCAUUGGCGGUUAGGACGGUGUUUAGCAGCGUUGCAAACGAUUCUCGGUGUCGCAAUAACUUCGUUGUCAUUAUGGUUAUUACUUUGGGCACCUCAUCUACCUGUGGCAGAUAAUCCCUAUUGGAGUGGAAUGCCGUUGUUACUUUCGGGUAGCUUCGGUAUUUGCUUGCUGUGCUGUUUCAAGAAGGAGUACCCCGUCAUGAGUCCUGGAUUGUGUCUCACUUUAAUCAAGGUAAUCAGCGUGCUACUGGCCACUCUAGCAACAGUGACCUGUUCCAUCGCGUGUGUAUUCUCUGCGAUACACCUGGUGCGUUUAAUGGGCCUGGAAUGCAACCCAGCGCGGGUAUUAAACGCUACCUGCGUGUGCAAGCCUCGGGGGAAUGCGUCGAACUUCAACGAAUCGGCAGUUAGAUACAUGGAUUUGAAUUGUCCCGAAGUGGAGAAUAUUUUGAUCAUUCUUCUCAUCUUUUCCUCCACUUGCAACGCCCUUGGAGCCCUAGUAUCGGGCUGGUAUACCUACCUACAUUGGAGUACCAGACACAAAAGGCCAAAAUACAUGCAAGUGAGAACCACUACGAUCAGUGGGAACAACUUCCUCAGCAGCAGGCCAAUAUACAAUCCAAAUCUGAGCGAACGAUGACAGUCUUCACAUGAUACUGACGAAGAAACAUCGUAUCUUCGUUAUUCGUCAUUAACGAUGGAUGAUGGAGUAUUCUGAAGGUGUUUCGAAAUUAACAAUGACGGUUACUCCUGGAAAUUUAAUAGUGGCUGUUACACAAACGACAAUAACGGUGAUUUUACUUAAAAACACUCGUUGGAAGGAACGACAACGGACUAAUAACGAAAUACUUCUGUUUAUGUUGAGGAUACAUACCAAAAGUAACACGUUGAAAUACGUGUGAGCUAGUCUUGGAUAAUAAAAUAGAUCUACAAGUGGUUCUUGAGCGAAAGUUUGUAAUACAGUAUGUAUAAACUUAGGGAUAUUUAUAAUUGAUUAAAGUGGUAUUUAAUAGGUAAAAGUCAAGAAGACUAGGAUAAUGAUCGCGUAAUUAAAUUUACUAAUUAUUUAAAAAUCUUCUUAAUGUGUUCUUAAUAUUUAUUACAUCAUAACUAAGGAGUACAUUGCUAAGUAGGUAGUAAUUGGUAUGUUUUUAUAAAGGAUGAACGUAAUUUGUUGUUAAUAUGUCAAGUUAUGUAAUGCAACUUUUGAUAAUUCAUCGAUAAUGUAGAAAAACUCCAUAGGUUAUAAUAUCUGAACUAAAACAAAUUCUCUUUUACUAAAGAAUAACAUAUUUGAGUAGUUUCAUAUCAUUAUUAUAAGGUUAAUUAAAAGGAAACAAGCUCUUUUCCAUGGUAGAAACGUAUUCAGAAGGAAAUCGAGUCAGAACUUGAUUACUGCAAAGUAAUUUUCACGAUUAAUUUCCGUGUGGAACGUCAGUAUUUUAGGUGUAUUAUAGUAAAGAAAGCAAGUGAAUGUAUCGCGCGUUUUAGUGUGUGCGUGUUCGAUCGUUCGUACGUGUACCGUGUUUAUGAGUGAAACGCUUUUUAAUUUCUAUACUUGCAUAUCAUCGAUUUUAUACCUCAUCGUUAUUCCUGUCUUUAAGGAAUGAAUCUUAAAACUGCAUUUGUAAAUUAUAUCAUAACGUAUGCAUAUUGGUAGAAAAUCAAUUUAUCAAAUUUUAAUAGAAACGGACGAAUAAAUCAGUUCAGUAUCAAAACAUUUGGCUGGAUAAAAUUGACAUGUUUGUAUCUUAAUUUCUUGCUUUUUAGUCUUUUAUUUAGUUUUAUGUACAUUGUGAUCUUUUCUAGAAGCUGAUCAAGAAUGACACUCUGUCUUCCCCUCAACCUUGUUUAUGCGAAUCUCUGGUAUUACGGCACAGUCACUGGAUUGUGAUUCCCAAGAAUCGUGGAAAACCUUCAUCAAUCUGCUUGUAACAUUUUAAUGACUAACAAUAUAUUUAUUAUCGAUAUUUAUUAAGUAGAUAUUGGACAUCUAAACAAUUUAAUUAAACAAUUUUAUAAAGAAAUAAUCAAAAUUUAAUGGUUUUUCUUGUAACUUUAAGUUCAAUAUUACCUGGUAUUAAUUGUUCCUUUUUCAUUGUAACUGCUUUCAGAAAUUGUAUGUUGCGUCUGAUCGUGUGAUAUCGCAUCCUGUUCCAUAUCUGUUAACUCUAUUACUUCUGAAGCUGAAUGUUUCCUUUCAUCGAAGACCAUUCCUGCAACUUCUGAUUUAUCUAUAACUUCAUUAACAGUUCAAUAAUAAUUACUUCAUUAAUUAUCAAAUCUCGCCGUUUACCUUUUACAGUUCUUGUUUUUGCUGAUCUCUUAGAUAAAGCUGGUAACAUUCUUUUCCAUUUCAGAAAGGACGAGUCAGACAGUUCUUCUCUUUUUUUCACUAUUUUAAAUAAUUUCCGUCGUUCCUCAGUACGUUCAUGACGCAGUUGUAUCUGAGCAAAGUCAAUAAUUAAUAAAUUAUCAAACUUUUACAAUAACUAAAUGAAUAGAUGCA
Bombus pascuorum is the source of this 4492-nucleotide messenger RNA. RefSeq lists its product as uncharacterized. Gene Ontology annotation, cellular component: sarcolemma; dystrophin-associated glycoprotein complex. The transcript is spliced from 9 exons. NCBI's taxonomy places the organism in Eukaryota, Metazoa, Arthropoda, Insecta, Hymenoptera, Apidae. Bases 1445 to 2623 code for a protein of 392 amino acids. The record is from RefSeq and is a predicted model, not a curated record.